GUUAUGAAAAAUUUGUUAAUAGUUGGUUAGAAAACUUUAAAUAAUAUAAUUAUGGACAAUGGUUAAGUUUCGUGAUGCAGCCGCUGCUUACAAAUUCUUGAACGGAGUGAUUUGUGUCUACAAACCGCCAUGUGUGCCCGUGAAACAAGUCCAACACACCAUCAUAACCAAUCUGUGUAGAGAUUUAAAUGCCCUGCCAGGCCGUCCCAUCGAGCAGAGAGUAGAGAUCGUUGGAGCCACCAAUGAGCCAAUGCUUGUAAAGAUGGUCCCUAACUAUGCGGAUGACCCAUUAGCCUGCGGCCCGAGAUACACUCAUGACGACUUCAGGUGCUCCUGGGCGACGCAUUUAGGGCUGUUCAGCAGUGGAGUUCUGUUGCUCGGCAUCAACGACGGCACCCGUCUCACGUACAAGCUGCACACCGCCCGGCUGACCCGAGGCUUCAAGGUCCACGGCCAGCUCGGCAAGGCCACGGACACCCACUUCUGGAACGGACGGACGGUCGAACGCUCCACCCAUGGUCAUGUCACCCGCGACAAGAUAGACAGGGUGGUAGCGCACAUGCAAAGCGCGCAUCAGGGGACUAUUUAUGAGAUGACAGGCCUCCACCGCGACUCCCAGACCCUGUACGACUUGGCCUCGCAGGGCCCCAUCAGGCCUAGCGACAACAAGCUCCCAGUGUUAUACGGCAUUAAAUGUGUGCAUUUCAAACCACCUGACUUUACUUUAGAAAUCCAGUCUGUAAACGAGUACGACAAGUACUUCUGGACGCUGGUACACGACCUGGGGGUCCAACUAAAGACUUCUGCGCAUUGCACGGGCGUGCAAUGCAUUAGGCAAGGCAAGUUCGAUUUGUCGAGCGCGUUGCUCCGCAAACAUUGGACGCUAGAACACAUUGCCAGCAACAUGGACGAGUGCAGACAACUCUUGGAAGCGUCCGUAGGCCUCGCCGCGCCGGAAUCCGCUAGACUCACGGGGUAACCUUCGGCCUCGAGAAUAAUUUAGAGAUAAUGUACAUAUUUGAUAAACUUUAAGUAGACUAU
This is a messenger RNA of Cydia splendana, 1041 nucleotides long. Its product is annotated as pseudouridylate synthase TRUB2, mitochondrial. The record is from RefSeq and is a predicted model, not a curated record. Gene Ontology annotation, biological process: RNA processing; pseudouridine synthesis. Gene Ontology annotation, molecular function: RNA binding; pseudouridine synthase activity. The transcript has 6 exons. Bases 59 to 979 code for a protein of 306 amino acids. Lineage: Eukaryota; Metazoa; Arthropoda; Insecta; Lepidoptera; Tortricidae.